AUGGCAUAUAUCAUUGCCGUCAAUGCCUCCAUCGUAUCAGAUUCCGGUGGUACCUGCGUUUGCCCUCACACGGCCGCGGAUCCUACUUGUGAUCAAGAUGCAAGCUAUUUGCUCUGCACCCAGGGCAUCAAGCGCGACAUUGUUACGGCCACUGCCGCCAUCUCAGCACUAUCAUGCUUCUGCAUGGGACUCUUUGCCAACUUGCCGGUUGCUUUGGCGCCAGGAAUGGUUGGCUAUCACGGCACCGGGCUGGUCCCAUACCGAGUAGCCCUCACCGCCAUCUUCGUCGAAGGUUUCAUCUUUCUCACACUUGCCAUCCUCGGGCUGCGACAAUGGCUCGCCAGAGCGAUUCCCCACUCCAUCAAGGUUGCCACGGGCGUUGGCAUCGGCCUGUAUCUGACUCUGAUUGGACUCACGUACAGUGAAGGCAUUGGCGUUGUCGUCGGAGCCAGGGCGACGCCAGUGCAACUUGCUGGGUGCUCCCCGGAGAACCGCCUUGCCGACGGCACAUGCCCCAGCUGGGACAAGAUGCGCCACCCUGCAAUGUGGAUUGGAAUCUUCUGCGGUGGAAUCUUGACGGUCGUGCUGACCAUGUUCCGGGUCAAAGGCGCCAUUAUCAUUGGCAUCCUCCUCGUCAGCGUCAUCUCGUGGCCUCGCACAACGCCCGUCACCUACUUUCCGUACACCGACGUCGGAAACAGCUCGUUUGACUUCUUCAAGAAGGUCGUGGCCUUCCAUCCGAUCCAGGACACGCUCAACGUUCAGGACUGGAACGUCUCGGAAUACGGCGGGCAGUUUGGCCUCGCCCUCAUCACCUUUCUCUACGUCGACAUCCUCGACGCCACCGGCACACUGUACUCCAUGGCCCGGUUCGCCGGCCUCAUGGAUCCCGUGACGCAGGACUUUGAGGGCUCAGCCAUCGCAUACAUGGUUGACGCGCUGUGCAUAUCCGUCGGUGCCGUCCUCGGCGUCCCUCCCAUCACGGCCUUUGUCGAGUCCGGUGCCGGCAUCUCCGAGGGCGGCAAGACGGGCCUGACCUCGAUGGCCACCGGCCUCUGCUUCUUCUUCGCCGUCUUCUUCGCGCCCAUCUUCGCCUCCAUCCCGCCCUGGGCCACGGGCUGCGUCCUCAUCCUCGUCGGGUCCAUGAUGGCCAGGGCCGUUCCCGACAUCAACUGGAAGUACAUGGGCGACGCCGUCCCCGCCUUCCUCGCCAUCUGCCUCAUGCCCUUUACGUACUCCAUCGCCAACGGCUUGAUCGGCGGCGUCUUCUCCUACGCGAUCAUCAAUGGCGCCGUGUGGCUGGUGAAGAAGCUGUCGCGCGGGCGCCUUACGCCGUCCAACAUGGACGACCAGGAGAACUGGACGUGGCGCAUCCCCGGCGGCUUUCUCCCUCCCUGGCUGGUCCGUCUGGCAAAGGGCGAGAGGCACUUUUGGCGGCAAGACCCGCCGCCCCCGGGGGGUGCUGUUGUUCAGAGCAAGCUCGGGCCCGACGAGCAGGGCUCGGACGAUGCCGGGCCAGAGGUGAAGAGCUGA
Molecule: messenger RNA, 1533 nt
Organism: Metarhizium album ARSEF 1941
Lineage: Eukaryota; Fungi; Ascomycota; Sordariomycetes; Hypocreales; Clavicipitaceae
Product: purine transporter
Exons: 3
Coding region: 1-1533 (510 amino acids)
Biological process (GO): transmembrane transport
Cellular component (GO): plasma membrane
Molecular function (GO): purine nucleobase transmembrane transporter activity
Source: RefSeq, a predicted model, not a curated record